Mycena indigotica is the source of this 8055-nucleotide messenger RNA. RefSeq names its product SMC hinge domain-containing protein. Gene Ontology annotation, biological process: mitotic chromosome condensation; phospholipid catabolic process. The record is from RefSeq and is a predicted model, not a curated record. The transcript has 36 exons. Lineage: Eukaryota; Fungi; Basidiomycota; Agaricomycetes; Agaricales; Mycenaceae. Bases 1 to 8055 code for a protein of 2684 amino acids. Gene Ontology annotation, molecular function: ATP binding; glycerophospholipase activity; protein binding. Gene Ontology annotation, cellular component: chromosome.
AUGACCACGACGACCUUGCUGUGGCUCCUUUUUGCGAGCUCAGUACUUUCACAAGAUACCUUGCCAUCGCAAGACAACGUAACCGACUAUGCCCCAAGCGUCAAUGUGCAAUGUCCUGACCUUUCGACCACCUCUUUAAUUCGCGAAUUCACACCACAAAAUCAAACUCUUCAUCCUAAAGAGAUUGAGUACGUGAAUGGGAGAUAUAAUACCACAAUUCAAGACGCAUGGAACGCGUGGUUAGGCGAUGGGAGUGCCAUCGGUUAUAACACUUCAUCCUUUCAAGGCCACUUUCCAAAAGUCGGUCUUGCUGCACCCGGUGGUGGGCUUCGAGCGGCACAAUAUGCGGCUGCUUGUUUAAGUGCUAUCGAUUCCAGAAACGCGUCAUCGAAAGCUGCUGGUACAGGUGGUCUUCUGCAAGUGUCGUCGUAUAUGACAGGACUCUCUGGUGGGUCGUGGAUAACUGGUUCAUUGUUGUUCAACAACUGGCCCACAAUACCCGAUCUUGUCUAUGGGAAUGGCGGCACGCUUGACGGGUGGAAACUUGAUCUUCCGUUUGUCUCUCCAGAUGGAAAUGACGUUUUCUCGACAAAAAACCAGUACUUCUAUGGAAGUAUCCUUUGGAGUGUCAUCUCCAAAGCUCAAGCUGGAAUAGACACAAGCAUCACCGAUCCAUGGUCGCGAAUGAUUUCCUACCACUUUCUCAAUCAGACGACAAGAGGAAACUUCUUCACGAAUAGCACUGCGCACGGUGCCGGCCAACUUUGGUCCGACAUUCCCAACAUACCGGCCUACAAGCAAGGCCUGGUACCUUUCCCAAUAAUCGUUGCGAACGUCAGACCAGGGAAUGACAACUCGACCGGUGGUUUGGGUCUCGAGCCCACCGUUUAUGAGAUCUCUCCCUUCGAGUUUGGGUCAUACGACCCUAAUCUUUCUGCUGGAAUGAACCUGACCUAUGUUGGUACGCAUUUGACGAGCGGCAAAUCGGAAAACGGGUCGUCCUGUGUAAAAGGAUUCGAUCAAGCCGGAUUCGUCAUGGGUACAAGCGCCAGUCUUUUCAAUCAAAUUUUUGAUUUUGGUCAAAACACGCUGGCGAAGUUCGACUCAUCUGACAGUAAUUCGCUCGUCUACGUCCUCCAGCGACAGUUGCGCUCAGUCCGGACUCGUGCUGAUGAUGUCGCCAAUUGGCCAAAUCCCUUCCAUGGCAUCAAAGCCUCGACUUAUGAGGAUACGGGAACCACUUGGUUGUCACUUAUUGAUGGCUCGUCUAACUUGGAAAAUGUACCGUACGGUCCCUUGUUCGUCAAGGCCCGCGGCCUCGACGUCAUUGUAACGCUAGAAAAUAGCGCAGAUGACGCCAACAAUUGGCCAAAUGGGACCGGGCAGAUUUUCACAUCAUUGCGUCUCAGUAAAGUCCUACGAGCGACCCAUCAGCAAUUCCCUCCAAUCCCACAAACUCCCGAUGACUGGGUGUCGACCGGUGUUCGGCAGCGCGCGACAUUCUUUGGAUGUGACCCUGUUCAAACUCCCCCAGAAUACCCUCUGGUGAUUACACUGCCAAAUGCACCGCCGAUUACUGGCGCAGACCCUGUCACCAACACGGCCACCUUCCAAUUGACUUACCCGCUCAAGCACACACAACUGUUAAUGGAUCAAGUUCAUUUUAAUACUAUAUCAGGAUUCACCCCGAAUGCAAACACCCCGGAUCCCAAUUUUGGGUUGUGUCUGCAGUGCGCUUCUGUCGAUCGAGCGAGAGCGAGGACCACGCCUGUGCCGCCCCGAUCCGAUAUAUGCACCAAGUGCUUCAAGCAAUACUGCUACGAUCCGAAAAACCCACCCAGCCAAUCCGAAUUACCUAAUCGAAAACUCAAAUUCGUUGAUCCUACACCGCAAGGCCUCUCUAAACUCACGGGGUUCCUUGGGGACAAUAGAUUCAAGCUUUUAGGCGGACUGAUAGGACUGAUUGUGUUCAUUGCUGUGUUUUGUGGUGGCUUAAUAUGGUGGAAGAGGCGACAAGAUAAGCUCUUGGAGUACAAAGAAGUCAACCAGUUCCAUGAUGAUGCAGAUCGAGUUGUGCAAAUGUUGCUUCACCGCAAAGUCCAUAUGCUAGACAAGUCUACCGAGCGAAUGGUAAGCUUGGGCAAGGCGUUCGAUAAGCUGUCUCAGCUAGGCUGGUGUAUAGAAGCGCAAUCCGCUCAUAGGCGACAAGACAAUCUUUCAACAACAUCUCGAAGAAUGACGGCUGCGCUACCCAAGAAAAAGGCCGUCUUGCUUUCUACCAAAGAGAUAGAGACCACGAGUGCAUCCACCGCACGCCGUGUUAUGACGGUGUCCAAACCACAAGCCACACUCCAAACUUCUUCUUAUCGGCCGAUUUCUGACAAAGACUACGCCUAUUCGAAUGAACGGGUGCGUGAACGACCAGCGGCGAGACGUAUGGCGGCUCGUAAAAUUGAAAUCGACGAACCAUUGUCAUCUGGGAGUGAAGAAUCAAGCGAAGAGGAAUCAGAAUCGGAGUCGGAGUCAGAGUCAGAGUCAGAGUCAUCAAAUUCGGGUUCUGGCCAGGAGCAACUUGAAGAACAACCAGAAAAUGAAUAUGAAAUAGCUGAUGCUGAGUCCGACCAUGGAGCAAUGGAAGACGAAGAAAAGCCAGUUGAAAUCCCCCUUCCACCAGUCAUCGAUCUAACUGGCUAUCCUGACACUCCUCCCACUGUGUCUGCUACCCUUCCAAAUCCUGUUCCACCUCAAAUUCUCGCUGCCCUCGAGAACGUGACACUUCCCCUGAUAUAUAUAGACAAGUUGAAACGGUUACCGUUCUUGAAGCGCACACUACGACGAGGUUUCCAGCACUACUGUCAAGCCCAAUGUAUUCCUACUCAUCAACGUGGGUUACCUCGCGUCUCGGUCGUAUUUCGGAUUGCUGGCUCCGACGAUCUACCUCAUCAAGCAGACACUUCCUCAUUUGAGUGCCCCUUAUGCCACCUUUUUCGACCAUUUCAGACGAAGGAAAUGCUUCAGAUCCAUCUGGACAAUGGACACCCCGAUAUCAAGUAUUCCUUCGCCGAGACGGAGGCAAUGGUCAUUACAUUAGAACUGAUAUUACCCAGGAAGGGACAAGAACGGGACCUGCUUUCAAAAUCCAUCACUGCUCGUGACCCCAAUCAGCCGGCAGCCCGAUUUCCAUACCUCCCCGCUUGGUCCGAAUGGGGCGGCCCCAACAUCGCCUACUCUGCUCGACCUGAUGGACCCAAGCUGUACGACCUUUUAGGCAUGCUUCCCAUGGACGAUUACGGUGCUUUGGCGUGGACAGUCAUUGAGCGUGAAGAAGAGAUUUUCGAGAGCGACGAAAUUCCCGACACCGACAAAGUCAUGCAUGCUUUGUGGGCGCGUUGGAUUUUCUUCAACAGAAAUCUCUUCAUUGCUGAUUAUCACAAAGGAGUCGAGCACUUCAUCGAUGAAUAUUGGAGGAUGAUUCAACUUGCAGCUGGACUCGAUGCUUUACGCUUGUGGUUACUGAUGCUCAUGAGCACGAGAUUUCUGAAGGGAGGAGAGGUAGCAAUGCUCAUAAGGUACUAUAAGGCGAAGUUGGCAAAUCCACGUGCCCUCGUUGUGCGUGACCGUCACGCGUCUUGCUCAACUAUCGUUAUGCCACCCCGUCGUUCUAGUCGCGCACGGGCGUCGGUGGAACCACAACCAGAGCCAGCUCCUACGAAACGCAAGCGCGAAUAUCCUCACGAGAAGGAGAAUUUACAGACCAAGUCACGUUCCAAACUACCGGAGGUUGUCAACGAGGAGCCAGAAGAAGAUUCUCCUCCACCUGUGAAGAAGUCCCGACCAUCUCUCGAUCCUGAAAGUGAUGUCGACGAGAGACCUCCGCCAAGGACACGCAAAUCUCGAAAGCCAGUCGCUCCACCCAGCGAUUCAGAGGAAGAGGAUGAGCAAGUAGAGGUCCCCAAGAGCAAGAAACGUGUCGUUAAACGUGCUGUGGUGUCUGAUGAUGAAGACCAGGAUAUACCAGCAAUAUCCGAUGCUGACUCGGAUGAGGACGUGAAGCCGGCUCCUAAGAAGGGCAAAGCAAAGGCGAAACGCGUUUCCAAGCCCAAGGCGCCCGCCAAAGCAAAACCAACAGGGUCUGCCCCAAAGCCUCCCCCCACCCCGAUAAAACCACCAGCUCCGGUAGACGAAGAUGAGAGUGGGGAGGAGGAACACAUCGUCAUAGAGAAACCACCCAUGCCAACUCCGGCACAACUUGCGCAGACGAUAGUCGAUGAACCUACCGGCCCCAAAUCACGUCUGAUGAUACACAAACUGGCCUUGGUGAAUUUCAAGAGUUAUGCGGGCCGUCAGGAGAUUGGUCCGUUUCACAAGAGCUUUUCUGCGAUUGUUGGUCCCAACGGUUCCGGCAAAUCUAAUACCAUAGACGCUCUUCUGUUUGUAUUUGGGUAUCGGGCCUCCAAAAUGCGACAAGGCAAACUGAGCGAGUUGAUUCAUAACUCGUCUCUCCAUCAAGACUUUGAUGAAUGUAGUGUCGAAGUCCAUUUUCGAGAAAUCAUAGAUCUGCCUGGGCCUGAUGACUUCGAGGUUGUCCCCGAUUCCCAGCUCGUUGUUACUCGGACAGCGUUCAGGAACAACACCAGCCGAUAUACCAUCAAUGGACGCAACAGUACCUUCACGGAGGUUCAGACUCUUCUCAAAGGUCGUGGUAUCGAUCUUGACCACAAACGCUUUUUGAUCCUCCAGGGAGAAGUCGAGUCGAUCGCACAAAUGAAGCCCAAAGGAUCUACUGAACACGAAGACGGACUUCUAGAAUAUCUCGAAGACAUCAUUGGGACUUCUUCAUACGUGACGCCUAUUUCUGAAUCCAUGGCUCAACUUGAGGUGUUACAAGAAGAGCGUGCAACCAAACUCCAGCGGCUGCGAAUUGUAGAGAAGGAAAGGAAUUCGCUUCGAGACAAGAAACUGGAGGCAGAGCAUUAUCUCAGACUCCAAAACGAGAAAACUCGCGCGCAAAGUCGUCUGUGGCAAUGGUACUUGUGGCAGUCGUUUGUCGCGGAGGAAGAAACUACUCAUGAAGUUAAACAAUUUGAGGCGGACCUGGCUGCAGAACAAGAAAAGAACAAGGACGAUAUCAGCCAUUACGAACUCCUCAAAGUGGACUUCGAGGAGCGGAAAAAGGCGUUCAAGGCAUGCUCGGUCGUCCAAGAGAAAGCCGUAACUGUCACGCAAGAAAUGGCUCAGAAGCAGAAACAACAAGUGCAACUUGAAGAGCGCAUGAAGCAUGCCAACGGCAGGGUAAAGAAACUGAAAAAAACGCUCGCCGAUGAUAAGAGUGCUUUCAAUGCGGCGCAACAGACCAUCAAGGAUAGUAUCGAGAAGGCUCACAAGGAGCGAGCCAAGCUCGAUGAGCACGAAGGGUCACUAGCCAAGGAGGAGAAGAUUCUUGAAGGAAUCAUCGACAACCUCAAAGACAAGACCCAAGGUUUCCAUGAUCAAAUCGAAGCCAAGCAGAAGGAGCUGCAACCAUGGACUGGCAAGAUCGAUGCGAAGCGAGCUGAGGUUGACGUUGCUACCAGUGAACGUGACGCUCUUGUCAAGAAGGCGAAAUCUGCUCAGGAGGCUAUGGACCAGGCUGCUGCUAACCUCGAGGAGCUGGAAACAGCGCAGGAGGCGAAAGCAACUCAACUUGAAAAGCUUAAAUCGGACAAGAAAGAACAACAAAGUGCGAUCGCGGAUGCAGAGAAAACAUUUCAAACCGCUCAACAUAGCAUACAAGAAUGGCGGAAUAAAGUCUCAGCUGCCCGCCAAAAGGUAGCCGAAGCCAGACACUCCGCGGCCGAAAACACAUCGCAGAACAAAGUUGUCGACGGUUUAACACGAUACAAGAAUACGGGUCGUAUUUCUGGCUUCCACGGACGACUAGGAAGUUUGGGAACUAUUCCAGACAAGUACGAUGUGGCGAUUUCUACAGCCUGUCCGACGCUCCAUCACAUGGUAGUCGACCAAGUUGAUCAAGCUCAAGCUUGCAUUCAGUACCUUCGCGAUCAGAAUCUCGGUCGCGCGACGUUCAUGGUGCUGGAAAAGUACAGGGAGGAGGGCAUGGACAAGAUCCAAACUCCGGAGAAUGUACCCCGACUAUUUGACCUUGUGAAGGUGAAAGAACCUCGCUUCGCCAAAGCCUUUUUCAAGGCGCUGGGAAAUACGCUUGUCGCAGAGAACAUGGAGCAAGCAAAUCGAAUUGCCUUUGGGGCUCGGAGGUGGCGCGUUGUCACACUCUCUGGUCAGCUCAUUGAAACCACGGGUGCCAUGUCGGGAGGUGGGAAUCAACAAGCUCGUGGCGCUAUGAGUUCCAAGUUCGCUCCUGAUGCUGUGAGUCCCGAAGUCUUGCGCGGCUUGGAGGCGACUCUGGCCGACGCCGAAAAGCAACUCGAUGCCAUUUCGCGCAACGCUCAGGCUGCUGAAGCCGACCUAGAAAAACUACGACGAGGACUCCCUGAAUUGGAGACUACGUUCCAGAAACUAGGCAUGGAUAUUCAGAUUGGCAAAACCCGCAUCUCUGAAGCGACGAAGCGUGUUUCUGACCUCAAGUCUCAAAGCAAGUCCAAAGGUGAUGCUGCCACACGCAUUGCACAACUGGAAGGGAGCAUCAACAAGUCGCAGUCCGAACUUGACGAUUUGAUGGAGAAGACCACGAAAAUCAAGGACGCGAUUGCCAGCCUGGAGCAGAAAAUUCUCGAUAUUGGUGGCUCGAAACUCGUCGCGCAGAAAUCCAAGGUGUCUGGUCUGAAGCUCCAUAUCGAGCUGGCCAACCAGGAGAUCGUCAAGGCCGAGGUUGCCAAGACCAAGGCGGAGAAGGACCAAGGAAAGCUUGAGAAUGCUGUGGCCGCGAAUAGCACCAGUCUUGAGGAGGCUCAGGGCGAAGCGGAUGCUUUGAAGCAGGAAAUUGACGCCUUGGUUAAAUCCAUCGAAAAACUUCAAGGCGCUGUUGAUGAAGCAAAAGCGAUCGCUGAAGAGGCCAAAGACCGCCUCGAACAGCUGAAGCAGGAUCUUGACGAACAAGAGGAACUGAUACAAGGCUUCAAAAAGAGACAAAUGGAAUUGCAGCAACAUCUGAAUGCCGCGAUCAAGAAGCGGGAUGCGUUUACCGAGAAGGUGGACCAUUGGCGGGAACAACUGGAGACUCUCAAAUUGGAGGAGAUCGAGGAGGAUGAUGAGGACGACGAGCCUGAGGGCGACGAGGAAAACAAGUCGCAGUCGGCGGCUCCUACAGAAGCCAAUACCGAAACUGAUGUCAAGAUGGAGGAGGAUGGCGACGAAUCACAAGUGUCGUCGAAACGAGCUGCACAGUCCACCGAACUCCACUCGUACAAGGCAGAUGAGCUCUCCAAGUUUAAACAAAGAGAAAUGUUGGCCGAUGUGGAACUGCUUGAUGAAAAACUCAAGAAGAUCAAGCCUGAUCUCGAAGUGCUCGCGGAAUACAAAGAGCGCCAGAAACAGUUCCUGGAACGGGUUGGCGAGCUCGAGGUAACAACAAAGGCUCGCGAGGCAGAGAAGCAGAAUUACGACGGCCUGCGGAAGCGGCGUUUGGACGAAUUUAUGGCUGGAUUCACCCUUAUAUCUCUGAAACUGAAAGAGAUGUACCAGAUGAUCACGCUUGGAGGCAACGCAGAGCUGGAACUCGUCGACAGCAUGGACCCGUUCUCAGAGGGGAUCAUUUUCAGCGUCAUGCCGCCCAAAAAGAGCUGGAAGAACAUUUCGAAUCUCUCUGGUGGCGAAAAGACACUGAGUUCUUUGGCUCUCGUAUUUGCUCUCCACGUGUUCAAACCUACUCCUCUGUACUUUAUGGACGAGAUCGACGCCGCGCUUGACUUCCGCAAUGUCUCUAUUGUCGCCAACUACAUCAAAGACAGGACAAAGAAUGCUCAGUUCAUUAUCAUCUCACUGCGAAACGACAUGUUCGAGUUGAGCCACCGACUAAUUGGAAUCUACAAGACGUCCAAUGCUACACGAAGCAUUUCUAUCGACAACCACUCCCUCCAUUCCACUAUUCCGGCGUAG